AUGAGACCUGGGCUUUUGUCAUCAGUCGGGGUCGCCCUGGCCGCCCUUGUCGGCGGCUGGCUGAUUCCUUGGACGAGAGCUACACGAAUAUACCCCUGCGGAGAACACUCGCGAAUUCCCUACCCAAUGGUCGACGUGUCCUGCAUAGUCGGCUUCGAAUGCCACGAAAUAGAUCUGCUGUACGAGGUUCACCCCACGGACUCGACGCCCGGAGUGAGGAAAGCUGCCAACGAUCGGAGGUCGUCGUCAACGUUAACGGCAGUAAAAAAUAGUAAUCGCCAGCAACAACAUUUGGAUUCGGAAAGCGAUGGAAACGUUUUCAAGUUUCGUAGCAGCAAUAGCAACAACAACAACAACAAUAGACAUCGCAACUCCAAUAACUACUACCGCAAUGCCAUUUCUCUCGCGCCGAACUCGAAUAUCCGGAUACCGCACAGACUAGUGCUUCCGGAGGAAAUGCCCCGCCAUUUCAUGCUAUCUUCCCGGCUCAAGUCGGAAAGUCCAUUAGGGGGCUAUUUGUUCGCUGUGUUGGACUCAUCGGACACCGUUAUCCAGCUCGGCAUGUACAUGCACCCGGUGGACAACUUUAAACAAAAUAUUACCAUCUAUUAUUCAGAUACGAGAAACACCAGAAACAACCAGAUUGCAAAAUUUGUUAUUGACGACUUCACCGGAUCGUGGAUAUGGUAA
Molecule: messenger RNA, 690 nt
Organism: Varroa destructor (honeybee mite)
Lineage: Eukaryota; Metazoa; Arthropoda; Arachnida; Mesostigmata; Varroidae
Biological process (GO): extracellular matrix organization
Molecular function (GO): extracellular matrix structural constituent conferring tensile strength
Source: RefSeq, a predicted model, not a curated record